AACAAAAAAUUAAUGAAGAAAAGCAAAAAAUCAAUCGAAAAAUGCUUUUACAGCGAAUUAAUUCGAUAAUUUCUCGUGUCAAGCAGCAAAGAAGUGCAGAAACGCGGAAUUAUGUGUGCAUCAAUUGUGGAUUUCCCGUCAAGGAGCUCAUUAAGAAAUACAGUUCGACCGUUGUUAAGAUAAAUCACUGUGAUAAUUGCAAUGAAGUUGCCGACAAAUACAUUGAAUUUGAGACGAUCAUCAUUCUCAUCGAUUUGAUCCUUUUGUCAAAAGCCGCAUAUCGUCAUGUCAUUUUCAACACAGAAUCCAAAAAUUUGUGGAAACUCGCUGUCGUGAUUGUCCUGCUCGAGUCUUACGUGACUUUUAAUGACAACGUCAACCGUGCCCCGCAAUAUUCCAUCAACGAUCCCUUUUUGUCGGAGAAGGGAUUUUAUCUCGCCUGCGCUCAAAUCAUUCUCGGCAAUAUUUUGCUGUAUUUUUUCAUCGUUUUGCUCUCGGCACCGAGCAGAGGACUUUUGUACAUCAAUUCGCAAAAUCAUUCCUUGUAUCGGUCCAAGCUGAAUUUUGCGAUUAAUUUGAUGCGGGGCAUCACACUUGCUUCGAUCGGAAAAUUUUUCUUUCUGCCGAUUAUGAUUUGGAGAGAAAAUUCCACGGAAAAUGCUUUGAUAGUGCAUUUAAGUCUCGUGAUAAUUUAUUUUAUUUUGUCGUUGAUUCACGCGCAUUCCGUGAUUGCGAAUUGCUCGAGACUGGCGAGCAUUUUUAUCGUUAUUUUUUCGUACGUGUCGGAAACUUAUAUUAUGACUGAGUUGAGUUUGUAUGCGAGAGGGCAGCUGUUUUAGAAAAUAUAAUUAUUUUUAAUAUUUGACAAAAAAAAGUGCAAGAAGUGAAAAUGUUUUAAUAUAAUUUAAGUUUUUACGAAAACAAAAAUUUAAAAAAAAAAUAAAUAAUUUUUUAUUUAUUUUUUUUUUCAUUGGAAAAUUUUAAAAUUUAAA
Culicoides brevitarsis is the source of this 992-nucleotide messenger RNA. RefSeq names its product protein ARV1 (gene Arv1). The transcript is spliced from 2 exons. Gene Ontology annotation, biological process: intracellular sterol transport; regulation of plasma membrane sterol distribution; sphingolipid metabolic process. Lineage: Eukaryota; Metazoa; Arthropoda; Insecta; Diptera; Ceratopogonidae. Gene Ontology annotation, cellular component: cortical endoplasmic reticulum; Golgi apparatus. The record is from RefSeq and is a predicted model, not a curated record. The coding region runs from base 42 to 839 and encodes 265 amino acids.